Molecule: messenger RNA, 4052 nt
Organism: Planococcus citri (citrus mealybug)
Lineage: Eukaryota; Metazoa; Arthropoda; Insecta; Hemiptera; Pseudococcidae
Exons: 35
Coding region: 160-2937 (925 amino acids)
Source: RefSeq, a predicted model, not a curated record
UGUUCCCAUAAUUUUUCAGAAAAACCACCUGCCAAACAAAAAAUUAACACGAACCUUGAUUACAGCAGAGAACGUAGAUAACAGCACAUGUUUUAGCUGUAAAAUUACACGAUUUGCCAAUCGUUCCCAAUCCUCUAACGUAGGUACAGAUUUUCCGCAAUGAAAUUAUUAUUUUUUCUUUUUGUGUUUUUGGUAUCUUCUUUGAUAGAAGGCGCUCCUGAAGACAACGAGCAGUGGUUACAGCCGAGGGAUAUCACCGAUAUCUUCGGCUGGUUAUAUUAUGGAAGUAGCAAUGCGGACAAUAAUGGAGAAAAUCACAAUUCAGAUUCGCAUUUUCAGCAUACUAAUGAAUCAAGUACGAAUAAACCAAUAGAAGAAAUUGGCAUUGCAAAAGAUGACUCUACUAAAUUCGAACCCACUGAUAAGGCAAAAACAAAAGAUGCACCUGUACCUGAAGUAAAGUUUCUUAAACAAUGGGAAGACGAGAAUCCAAACCAGCCAAAAUUAGAAGAGAAUGGCAGCGUCAGAGUUAUACCUAUCAAUGAAGUAGGGCCAAAUGAAAAACCCGAACCAAUUGAAACCCUUCUGGAACAUUUGAAGCAGGAGACGAAUGAAACAAACGAAGAGGAAAAGAAAAACAGCAUGGGAUUAUUAAUGGAUUUGAAAACAACAAUGAAAGAUACAUCUACCAACCUAGCUAAAGUUCUCAUCAAUAAAACAUGGCAUAUUUUCGAUAUUGGCACAUUGGGGUCAACACGAAGAACAAGAAACGCAAACGAAACCGACAACAUAUUGCUCUCUUUCUAUUAUGCACUUUUUGGCUGGCUUCAAAAAAUCUUAUCUGGCGGAUUACACUUAGGAGGAAAUAAUAUUUUGGGAAACGCACAAUUGGGAAAUAAUGUUCAAGGAGGAGGCCUUUUCAAUAUGCUAUUUCCAUUCUAUUCUUCUAACGGAUCACUCAACCAAAACGUAUUAGGGGCAGUCGCUGGUCUACCUGGAGGAAAAAAAAGCAAUUCGGGCAAAAAUCUAUAUUAUAUCAUAAUUAAUGACGACAACAAGAAAAAGGCGAACGAGUUGCUGGGUGGUAACACGACAAAUGACAUUAUGUUAAAAAUUAAAAAUUAUUUAAGCGAGAAGUCAUUAGGCACUGAAGAAAAGUUCUAUAUCAUCUUGAAAUUACACGAUUUGUUUGAUAAAUUAUACCACAAAAAUGACAAAACUAUGUUGAAAUUGAUCAACUUGAUUUUUGAAAUCGGUGACGAUGAACGAUUCGAUCAGCUAUUUAAAAUUUUCAAAUCAAAAAAAGAUGAAGAUUUUGAUGAAAUAUGGGAAUUAUUCAAAAAAAAACCAAAAUUAAAUGAAAAAUAUAUCACCAUCAUAAAAAAUCUCCCUGAUGAGAAAAUAGAAGAGCAUCCUUCUCGUGACUGUUUCAUUAUCAACAAUGAAGAUGAUGACGAUGAUGACGAUAGUGACUCUGAUUCUGAUUCUGAUGUAACAGAUAAUAGUGGCAAAGAAAAUACUGGCAAGACUAAAAGUAAAGUUAAAACAUACGUCUGGAAAACAAGAGACACGAAAUCAAAGAAAAAUAUUUAUAUUUGCUGCAUUGACGAUGAUGAUGAGAUGAAGGCUGAUCGUAUUCUUGAUGGAAAAACUAAAGAUGAAACCAUGGAUAUAAUUAAGAAAAAAAUAGACAGAGAUGAUUUGGACGAUGAAUACAGAUGGUACAUCAUACUCAAAUUAUACAAGAUGCUUAAAGAAAUAGAAAAUGAUGGGAAGGAUGAUGACAAAAAAGACAAAGAAGAUAAAGAGAAAAUCAUCAACUUGAUUAUACUGAUUGGAGAAAAACCUAAAUUUAAGAAACUCCUCGAAGGCUUUGAAUCGAAAAAAGAUCCACGUUUUCACGAAAUCAAGAAAUUACUGAAAAAUCAACCGAGAGAACCAGAUGAAAUCGUAAAAUUGCCGAAGAAAGAAGAAAUUGACCCUCAAAUAUCAUCGAGUGAAAACGUCAAAGAUGGAAAAGAAGAGAAACAUGAUAACGAAUCAAAUCCUCCUCAAGCCCCAAGCAUACCAUCCGUCGACAAUACAACGCCCCCAGACGUAUUCAAUAUCGAUCUGUCCAUCUGGAAAACUGAUUUCGAUCCUAUUCUGAGAGAUAUAGAAAUGAAAAUGAAAAAUCCGAAUUUGGACCAACCAUCGAGAUGGAAAAUAGUCGAGUUCAUAGAUAAAUGGUAUUUAUCUGAUUCUAUUGAUCCAAAAGUAAAAUCGAAGUUUGAUGGACUUCGUGAAAACAUUAAACAAGAUCCAAAUUACGAUCCCGUUUUCAAGAAAAUAAAAGAAGAUAAUGCACCUCCUGUUACCAAAAGAGUGUUUGAUUUAUUUGGAAAAGAACUUGAAUAUCCUUCCAACGAAUCUUACCAGAAAAUUUCACCCCCUCCAAAUCCCACAAUUCAGGAAGAGAGGAGAGUGUGGCCGUGGUCUCGGACCAUCACCAAAUCGAGCCGUUAUUAUUACCCAGGAUAUGAUACGGUUACGACCCAGCAAAAUAGCGAUGAUGAUGUUUUGGCAGAUCUACCGUUAGUUGAUAAAACUGAAACGUUGAUAACUCAUUUCGCGCUGCAGGACUACGCGUAUAACAUCUCGAACGCAGCAUAUCAAGAUCCUGUUUCAGCAAUGCAUACGGAAAAUUUAAAGCAAACAACUAAAGCAACAAUUGAUAAUUACCGAAGGGAUUUCGAUACUCUGGAGAAUGGGAUACUCUCGAAGAUAACAAAAGAUACAGAUUUUGUCAUAGAUAUGCUGAGAGAGUUUAAAAGAUAUCUCUUAAGAACAGAUUCCACGGCAACGGGAAAGAGGUACACUAGAGGAGAAGAAAGAAGGAAAAUGGAGGAUUUUAUAUUUUUACAAAAUUCCCUCGGAGUAAAACUAACAAAAGAUUAAUAAUUGAUCACACAUGAAGAAAAAUUUUGGAUUUCAAACAAUGUACCUACCGAACCAUGAAUUUGUACUUGUUUAGCUUUGACAACACAAUACCUAAAUACAUUUAAUUAUGACACGAUUAAACUCAUCGAGGAAUAUUUUUACCUUACUCAUGGACCUUUUAAAUCAUUUUGAGCAUAAUUUAUCAAAACAGUAGCAACCUGUUGAAAUUCAAGAUUUUACUGUACACAGCUAAUUUUGAAGAAAAUUGUCUGAAGAACGACUCGAAAUUGCCAUUAGUGAAUCUAAAGCGUCAAAAUUUAGAUCCAAACGAAAUUUCAGAUUUCAACUUUCAAGUACAUAAUAUGGAAGCGACAAAAUAUGUUUUAAUUGAACUUGUCGCUGAAAGACGUAUGGAUCCAGAGAAGUCAAAAACCAUGCUCGAAUCAAUCAAAUAGUCGCAGAAAAAAAUGAAUUCCCGUUUCAAAUGCCCUGGAGUCUUACAGCCUAACGACUUGACUAUGAUCUUGAUAUUUUUCAUUAGACUUUGAGUUUUUAAUAAUCUUCUAAAAUUCUAAAAAGAAAAUUCAGCUUUUGAUAUUUUAUGCGUUGUGUGCUUCUAGAUGGCUUUUAAGUCACGACCCAAAGUUUUCACUGGUAGUUGAGAUAUCUUUUACUCAAUCAGUAUUUUCUAUUCUUUGCAAUGGAACUACUCAACACGUUUAGUUUCAAUUUCAAAAAAAUUAAAACUGAAUACUAAAUCUUUUGCUGUUAGAUUAUUUCCUAUUUUACAAACUUACCUAUCGUCAAAUUUCAGGAUUGUCACUAAUAAAUCAAUUUCGCCAAUAAUGACAAAAAUUUCGAUAGGGAAUCAUUUCUCUCCUUCACAUACCUAUACAAGUAAUACUGAGACAAACCAGCACAUACAUGAGAUAGAAAUCACAAGGUCAAAGUAAUCAACCUUACGUUGUGAAUUUCAUUUUUUUUUUCGAAUUUAUCAAACACGUUGUCAAAUAACUUCUCAAUUACUGAAAAUUGUUCCCAUAAUUUUACAAAAAAUAAAUAACACCUGCCUAACAGAAAAUUUAAACGAACCUUGAUUACCUACGUAGAAGAGAAAACGUACUAAGAUAACA